AUGUACGUAUUUCACAACGAACGAUCAUUGGGUAUGGCAUUUCAUAUACAAUCGCCAUAUCCAAAACCACUGUAUCCAGUUGUGAGUUUCAAAUCGGAUGGUAAAGUGACAAUUAUUCAUGCUGAUCAAAAACAUCGAUCACUAGAACGUAUGUUAUCACAAUGUAAUAGUGUAGAAGGUAAAUGGAAGGUCCUUAGUUUUCCUCAACAUCCUGAAUGUAUUGGUUGUGAAUUCCGAAUACAACGCCAUGAACACGGUGAAAACAUGUACGUUCUUUUUGCGACUGUUGUUAACAUGUUACAUUGUGUUUUGAAGCAUAAUCCUACGACUAAUGAAUGGAAAUCUGCUGAUGUUAUGUCAACACUUAUAGCCGGUCCACCUGAACAAAUGAAAGAAGAACAAUUGCUCAUCAACUUUCUAUCCAACAUAAAAAACGUGGACGUAGAAGACCAAAAAACCUUAGUGAUACGAUCGACGGAUGGAAGUGAAAUUAAAUUGGAGCGUCGUACAGAAUGGACGGCGUUACCCGUGACAGAGAACAUAUUCGCGUAG
Rotaria sp. Silwood2 is the source of this 552-nucleotide messenger RNA. The record is from the annotation of a GenBank genome assembly. Lineage: Eukaryota; Metazoa; Rotifera; Eurotatoria; Philodinida; Philodinidae.